UUCCUCACACAUUUCGAAAAUGUUGACCGCUCACGCGCCAACAUUCUCGAAAUGGAUAAGACCGCUCCUCCUCGGUUUCUCUUCUCAAUCUCUUAGCAUCUCUUCGCCGAUUCCGGCCGCGAGAUUUGUCUACUUCCAUUCUCGACGAAAUUCGGUUCACAAAGUAACAAACAUGGCCGGAGCUGUUGAAAUUGCCGGCGAUUCAUCGCCGUCGGAUCAUGUCGUGGGGAAGUGGUUCUCGGUGCCGGAUCUCCGGGUUCGUGAUCAUCGCUUCGCUGUCCCCCUCGAUUACUCUUCUUUUGACAGAACUGCUCCAAAGAUAUCGGUUUUCGCUCGUGAAGUCGUCGCUGUCGGAAAGGAAGAGCAGCCACUACCUUACCUAUUAUACCUGCAAGGUGGACCUGGUUUUGAAUGCCCACGACCAACCGAAGCAAGUGGAUGGAUAAAUAAAGCAUGUGAAGAAUUUCGAGUUGUUUUGAUGGAUCAGCGAGGAACAGGUUUAUCCACCCCUUUGACAGCAUCAUCUAUGCUACAACUGAAGUCUGCAAAGAAAUUGGCUGACUACUUGAAACAUUUUCGAGCUGACAGUAUUGUAAAUGACGCGGAAUUUAUUCGAGUUCAUCUUGUUCCUAAUGCUGAACCCUGGACUAUUUUGGGUCAGAGCUACGGUGGAUUUUGUGCAGUUACCUACUUGAGCUUUGCUCCGCAAGGACUGAAACAAGUCCUUAUAACUGGUGGGAUUCCUCCAAUAGGAAACAGGUGUACUGCAGAGGCUGUCUAUGCUGCAUGCAUUGACCAAGUUAUUCGUCAAAAUGAGAAGUACUACAAGAGGUUUCCUCAGGAUAUUGAAAUUGUUCGUGAGAUUGUAAAGUAUUUGGCAGAAUCAGAAGGAGGCGGGGUGCCUCUUCCAUCAGGGGGCAUACUAACCCCACGGGGACUGCAAGCUCUGGGUCUCUCUGGAUUGGGAGCCAGUGGGGGGUUUGAGCGCUUGCACUAUCUGUUUGAAAGAGUCUGGGAUCCCGUGUUAGUUCCGGGAGCACCGAAAUGUAUCAGUCUCUUCUUCUUGAAAGCUUUUGAGAAUUGGUUUUCUUUUGAUACAAACCCCCUCUACGCUCUUCUGCACGAGUCCAUAUACUGUCAGGGAGCUUCAUCACGAUGGGCUGCUCACAGAAUAAGAAGUAACGAGGAGAAUAAGUUUGAUGCAGUCAAGGCUGCUAAAGAAGGACGGCCGGUACUUUUCACAGGAGAGAUGAUAUUCCCAUGGAUGUUUGAUGAGAUUCAUGCCUUGACACCUUUUAAAGAUGCCGCUCAUUUAUUAGCUGGGAAGGAGGAUUGGCCACCCUUGUAUGACAUUACCAAACUGAAAAAUAACAACGUACCUGUUGCUGCUUCAGUUUAUUUCGAAGAUAUGUAUGUUAACUUCAAGCUGACCAUGGAGACAGCUUCUCAGAUAGCCGGAAUCCGACUCUGGAUAACUAAUGAAUACAUGCAUUCCGGUCUUCGUGAUGCUGGGGGACUAGUCCUUGAUCAUUUACUAGGAAUGUUGAAUGGAAAAAAGCCCUUGUUCUGAUUCCAGUGCGUUCUCUUCCAGCACAUUUAUUUGUUCUGAUCAUUUAUUUUUUUAAGAAUGUCUUUGGGUUCAGUGAAUAAGCCGUAUCUUUGUGACAUCUCUUGAUCUGCUCGAAGUUUAGGGCGAGAGAUUGUAUAUAUAUAUAUAUAUAUAUGGUUAUCUUGGUUUGUGCCA
Carica papaya (papaya) is the source of this 1744-nucleotide messenger RNA. RefSeq names its product alpha/beta-Hydrolases superfamily protein. Gene Ontology annotation, molecular function: peptidase activity. The record is from RefSeq and is a predicted model, not a curated record. Gene Ontology annotation, biological process: proteolysis. NCBI's taxonomy places the organism in Eukaryota, Viridiplantae, Streptophyta, Magnoliopsida, Brassicales, Caricaceae.